This is a messenger RNA of Aspergillus nidulans FGSC A4, 597 nucleotides long. RefSeq lists its product as uncharacterized. Gene Ontology annotation, molecular function: fatty-acyl-CoA binding. Lineage: Eukaryota; Fungi; Ascomycota; Eurotiomycetes; Eurotiales; Aspergillaceae. The record is from RefSeq and is a predicted model, not a curated record. The transcript is spliced from 3 exons. The coding region runs from base 15 to 449 and encodes 144 amino acids.
AAAGAGCUACCAAGAUGUCCGUCCCUACCUUCACUGCCGCCCUUACGGCCUCCCAGAACAAGGAGAAGUACUCCGCCAAGGUGCAGGAGCUCGCCGCUGCCAUCAACGCCGAUGCCCUUAGCUCCGCCAUCGAGGCUAUCCUGUCCGGUGGCGACGAUGCUACUGUCUCGGACGCCGAGCAGAGCAAAGCCCUGACUGCGGGCUUUGAGUACGCGACGGAGCUGGUCAAGGAGUUGAAGAGCUCUCCCGGGAAUGAUGAUAAGCUGAAGUUGUAUGCAUUCUUCAAGCGCUCGAAGAACGAGGAGCCUGCUGCGCCGGGUGCUUUCUCAUUUGAAGCCAAGUACAAGUACAACGCGUGGAAGGAGAUCAAGGAUAUCAGCCAGCAGCGGGCCCAGGCUCUGUACAUCCAGAAGGUCAACGCUCUCCUCGAGUCGAUCGGAACCAACUAACGGCGUGAAUGCCAUGAUACCGCAUAAGGGUUAGGGAGACUGGAGGAUAAAGACUGCAUUGGAUAAGAUUUAUGUCAUCUAUCUUUAUGACAUUACCAGUACGGUAGUUGACCGUGAUGAUGGAAUGAAGCUAUGCUGUUCUGUGCGU